CAUCCUCAUUCCUCACCACCCAUUUCUUCAUAUAUAUCAUGUCUCAGGCUGAUGCUGAAAAAGCAAGACCACUCCCCAAAACCAUGGCACUGCCAGAUAGAAUGAAGGGUCAGACCCUCCUCUUAGUUCUUUGCUUUCUCAGCUUCACCGCCUCAACAACCGACGCCGUCAGGCUUUACCACUUUUGCACAACCACGACUCCUUACGCUCCAAACAGUGCCUUCAGAUCCAACCUCAACACCCUCUUGACCGCUCUCUCCGCCGCCGCUAACACCACCGUAGCCGGCUUCUACAACUCCACCGCAGGCAACAGCUCCUCCGACAAAGUCUACGGCCUCUACCUCUGCCGCGGCGAUGCCUCUGCCAAAGCCUGUCGAGACUGCGUGGCCAAUACUACCCAAGAUUUAGUCAAAUCCUGCCCAACACAGAGAGAAGCCAUCGUUUGGUACGACGAUUGCAUGCUCCAGUACUCGAACCAGUCGGUCUUCUCCAAUCCGUCGGACGCUUCCUUCGCGAAUGCGAAGGACAUUGACUCUUCGAUCAAAACCGAGUUCAACCAGGUCGUGCUACAAACCCUGGCUGCCGUAGCCAACCAGGCCGCAAGAAAUCAAUCGGGCAUGAAGUUCGCAACUAAAGAAGCCAACUUUAGUGGGAAUCGGCCGCUAUAUACGCUUGCUCAGUGCACCCCGGAUUUGCCGAUUUCUGCGUGCAACUCAUGCCUCGCCGACGCCAUCUCGACAAUCUCGAGUUGCUGCCUGGGCAAGCAAGGUUCUAGAGAUCUUAGGUCCAGUUGCAACAUCAGGUAUGAGAUUUACCCGUUCUACUACCUCAACGCCACAGCUUCGGCGCCGCCUCCAGCUCCACCGCCAGCUCCACAGCCGAACAAUUCAGGAAAAGGGGGGAUCUCAUCACGGGCACUCAUUGCCAUCAUUGUUCCUAUAGCAGUCAUCUUAGCCUUGCUUUUCAUAGUAGGCCUCUGCUUCAUAAGAAGGAAAGCGAAAAAGAAAUAUAAAGCUGUCGAAGAAACCUGUGAUGAACACGAGAUCAGUGAAGUGCAGUCCUUGCAGUAUAGCCUGGCCUCAAUUCAAGAAGCCACAAACAACUUUUCCGAUGACAACAAAGUUGGUGAAGGUGGAUUUGGUGCUGUCUACAAAGGAAUACUUCCAGACAUGCAAGAGGUAGCAGUGAAGAGGCUGUCUCGAAACUCUGGGCAAGGUGCAGUGGAGUUCAAGAAUGAGGUUGUCUUGGUGGCCAAGCUUCAACACAGACAUCUAGUGAGGCUACUCGGAUUCUGCUUGGAAGGAGAAGAAAAGAUACUCAUUUAUGAGUUCGUGCCCAAUAAAAGCCUCGACUACUUUCUCUUCGAUCCAGAAAAGCAAGAAAAAUUGGAUUGGUCGAGGCGUUACAAGAUUAUAGGAGGGAUAGCCAGGGGGAUUCUUUAUCUUCAUGAAGAUUCUCGGCUUCGAAUAAUCCAUCGUGAUCUCAAAGCAAGCAAUAUUCUGUUGGAUGGGGAUAUGAAUGCAAAAAUUUCAGAUUUUGGCAUGGCAAGGAUCUUUGGCGUUGAUCAAACUCAUGGAAAUACGAGUAGGGUUGUUGGGACGUAUGGUUAUAUGUCUCCAGAGUAUGCAAUGCACGGGCAAUUUUCUGUGAAGACAGACGUGUAUAGUUUUGGGGUAUUAAUUUUAGAGAUCAUAAGCAGCAAGAAGAACAGCAACUUUUACGAAUCAGGCUAUGCAGAAGACCUUUUGAGCUAUGCUUGGAAGCUCUGGCGAGAUGAAUCCCCUCUAAAGUUGGUGGAUCCAAUUCUCGAAGGAUCUUAUUCAGUAAAUGAAGUCCUUAGAUGCAUCCACAUCGCCUUGUUGUGCGUCCAGGAGGAUCCACAAGCCAGGCCUUCAAUGGCAACGGUAAUUCUGAUGCUAAACAGCUACUCAAUUGGGCUUCCAGUUCCUGAAAAGCCUGCAUUUUUUGCGGGUAGCAGAACAGGGUCCCAAAUACCUUAUGUGGAGACAGACCAAUCCACCACAAGCAUGUCAAUGCCAUGGUCUGUGAAUGAAACAUCAAUAACCGAGCUGCAUCCCAGAUGAUCGAUCUUGAGAAGUCUAUGCCGCCACAUCCAGGUUGAGAAACAGCUCGUUAUGUUCUGAUGAAUAAAUUCAUGCUCUCGGGUGUGAAGCAUAUGUUUUAGUACUUGAAAGACUCAAAAGUAUGAACUGUAUUUCUCCUUAUCCGGUUGGUUUUGCAACAUCAAUGUGACUUAAAUAUGUAAAUGCUUUAAGAAUUCACCGACC
This is a messenger RNA of Diospyros lotus (date-plum), 2288 nucleotides long. Its product is annotated as cysteine-rich receptor-like protein kinase 10. Gene Ontology annotation, molecular function: protein kinase activity; ATP binding. Gene Ontology annotation, biological process: protein phosphorylation. The transcript is spliced from 8 exons. The coding region runs from base 39 to 2084 and encodes 681 amino acids. NCBI's taxonomy places the organism in Eukaryota, Viridiplantae, Streptophyta, Magnoliopsida, Ericales, Ebenaceae. The record is from RefSeq and is a predicted model, not a curated record.